AUGAGCGACGAUUCGACGGGCCGUCAUGUCUUGCCAAAAGACCUCAUGGAGAUGCAGCUGGGUCAGAUCGAUCUGCUGAUGGCCAUGUAUGCUCCAGACGAUGCGAUCUCGAUAAGAGAUGACUCGAUGUCCCGGGUCGAGGAACUGAGAAGUUGGUGCGAGAGUGACGACACGGUGCCGCCCCCAGCUGUCAAUCCUCCUAGUGUCAACCUGCGUUUGACCCUAACGCUGUCGGAUUGUGAUGGCGAUGAGUCGAAGGCACCUCUCCCACUGCAAUUGGACAUAUCAGUACCUAUUGUCCUUCCAGCCGGGGAAGACUCAUCCACGAACUCCCUGACCGAGCCUCCAAAAGUCAAGAUACGGGCAGUGCAACCAGAGUGGAUGAGCAGGGCAGAUGUGGCGCGGCUCAACGACGAGAUCCCCGACGAGGACCUGCUGACCGCCAUCGAACACGUCAAGGAAGCAGCGCUGGCACAGCUCGAGCAGUCCCAAGCCGAGCAGAGCACGAGCGACGUGGCUGCCGGCACCGCGCCCGAGCCCCUGGUGCGCGUCUGGUUCUACUUCCCCUCCAUCAGCACGCGGGCCAAGCGUGACGACCUGAUCGACAACGCGCCCAGGUACGGCCUGACGGGCUUCCUGUUGGCGGGCAAGCCGGGCGUCAUGUGCCUCGAGGGCGGCGCGAGAGCCAUCGACGACUACAUGCGGUUCAUCAAGACGGAGAGCUGGGGCGACAUACCGCCGCAGCACAAGAAGGUCAGCGAGCGGUACCGCGAGGCCGGCGCCGGCGCCGGCGGAAUCAGCCGCGCGUUUGCGGACAUGCGGGAGAUCACGGACGUGCUGGGCGAGAGGAGGGGGGAGCGGGCGAACCGCAACGACAUGAAGGCUCUGGAAGCGUGGCUGAACCAACAUGGUGUUGGCGGCGCUUUUUCCAAGAUUUUGAUCUGA
Messenger RNA from Thyridium curvatum, 945 nucleotides. RefSeq lists its product as uncharacterized. Bases 1 to 945 code for a protein of 314 amino acids. The record is from RefSeq and is a predicted model, not a curated record. Lineage: Eukaryota; Fungi; Ascomycota; Sordariomycetes; Thyridiales; Thyridiaceae. The transcript has a single exon.